AUGCUCCUCGCCCUACCCGUAACCCGUCUACGGCCUCUCCCUCACGCCCUCACCCACCCAGAGGGCAUCGCCUUUCUCCCACCCAACCUUCGCGUCUCUACCGAAGAGCUCAACAGGCAAGACGCUCAAUGGCGUGCGCUCCGCGAGGCAGCCUAUGCCCGCGCUUGGGCUGAAGAUGCAACGCUCGUGGGGAGCAUCGUGAGCUAUGGGAAUGGAGAGGCAGGAGGGGAGAGGAGGGGUUCGGCUAGUAGGAGUAGGAGAAGGAAAAAGAGAAAGGCACUCAAGGCGCUGCUCAAGUGGAUUGAGCUCGGGGGAAGCAAUGCCAAUUCUUCGUCUUCGUCGAGGGAGACGGAGCAACAGACGAGCACUUCGGCCGGAGCGGUGAGGGAGGCGGCACAGGCUCAGGCUCAGGCCCAAGCUCAGGCUCAGGCUUCAUGA
Microstroma glucosiphilum is the source of this 438-nucleotide messenger RNA. RefSeq lists its product as hypothetical. The transcript has a single exon. The coding region runs from base 1 to 438 and encodes 145 amino acids. NCBI's taxonomy places the organism in Eukaryota, Fungi, Basidiomycota, Exobasidiomycetes, Microstromatales, Microstromataceae. The record is from RefSeq and is a predicted model, not a curated record.